Lymnaea stagnalis (great pond snail) is the source of this 10907-nucleotide messenger RNA. Lineage: Eukaryota; Metazoa; Mollusca; Gastropoda; Lymnaeidae. The record is from the annotation of a GenBank genome assembly.
AAGAAAAACGCAGGCUGCUGUCGUCAUUUCACCUUGACCUACAUGCAAAACAACAGGGCGAAAAUCUUAUUUUUCUUCAUUUAUUUACUGAUCAACAUCGGCCUAGGGGCCUUUAACGCUUGGAGCUACUGGGGCUCAAACUACUGGUUAAUAGUAUGUAUAAACGUAUAAUAAAAUAUAGCAUUUGAUUUGAAUGUAUGUAUUUACACAUAAUAUCAAUAUGUGGGUAAAAACAAGUAUGAAAGCAUGCUAAUUAAAUUGCAUGCUUAAGGGGAGCUCUCAAACCUUGAGAUUUUGAGUUAAACCAUAGUCCCUAUGUAGACUUUAGAGAAAAUGAAAACCAUUGCUAUAGAUUUAAGCUAUAUUGAAUUUAGUUAGCUUUAGUUGUUCUUAGUGAUAAAAUGACAUACAACUUUUUUUUUUAAAUGUUAAACUUUAUUUCAAUGUUUGAGAGACUUUCACAUUUUCCCUACCCCCACCCCCACCCUUUUCCUUUCCAACGCCCCGCAAUCAAACCUGAACCCCAUAGACCGCUCGGACAUUCGGUCUGCCCCUGGAUUUCAACUGUACGUUUAUCGUUGUGCUCAUGUUGAGGCGAGUCAUCACCUACAUUCGGGCUACGCCUCUGGUCAGGGUGCUACCUCUUGACCAGCACAUCAUGUUUCACAAGCUGUGCGGCUACAUGAUAACACUGCAGAGCAUCGGCCAUACGGUAGCCCACGUCGGGAAUGCCAGUAAGUAGGUGUAGCAUCAUUUCUAACACUCCACAUGAUACAUAAUAGCACACUUUGGGAUAGCCAGUAAGUAGAUGUAGCAUCAUUCUAGCAUUCCACGCAUUAGCCCACGUUGGGAUAGCCAGUAAGUAGGUGUAGCAUCAUUCUAGCACUCCACACGGUAGCCCACGUCGGGAAUGCCAGUAAGUAGGUGUAGCAUCAUUCUAGCGCUCCACGCGGUAGCCCACGUUUAUACUAAUAAAACAUGUAAAAAUCAAGAUAUUAUUAAUUAUCUAUAGAUAAAAGCCAAGAAUGAUAGUAUGUUUUCUCCUUACUUGUCAAUGAAUGCCCAAAAUGUACCUUUCCAGUUGUUAACACGGUUAGAAAUGGUUGCACAUGCCUUGUUUUCAAUCUUAACUUUUUUUUUAACAUUUGAGCUGAAAUUUAAUAAAUAUAUUUAUUUUGAAUGUCACAGUGAAGUAACAGCUGUUUUGUAUACUUGAAAUUCAUCACCAAUACUUGUUAUUAAACUCAGCGUAUUGGCCUUUUUGUGAAGGAAUACAUAUCUAUGUAAUACAACGUGAGCAACGAAAACACCAUUCCAUUGAACCCGCUGUCAUUGCCGGGCAUCACCAAAGAGACGUCGAACGUUGCAUCAGUGCGGUAUCGGUGAUAUACAAAUAUCGAGUGCUCCGGCUUUUCUCGGCCAAUGGAAACUGGAAAGUGUGUGCCAAAUGACAAAAAUCGAUUUUUUUAAGAAGGAUAAGUUUGAGCGUUGACAACGUAGAUUGUGGGUGCUAGUUACAGACCUGUUUACCCCUACGACUUCGCCGUAGAAAACUCGUGUUUUUUUUGUUUUUUUUUUAAGCCUAAGACUAGGACACUAAGACGAGUCUAAAACCAGGGCCGGCCUUAGGCCACUGCAACCUAUGCGGCCGCAGUGGGCCCUGCACUUUCAUAGGCCCCGCGCUAAUUCCAGGUAUAAAUUAUUAAAUUAAACCAUUAAAACUUAAAUCGUGUUUAGGCCCCGCGCAAUACGUUUCGCAUAGGGCCCCGCAAUUUUUAGGGCCGGCCCUGCCUAAAACAAGCUACGGUUUCGGGAGUUUUCUUCAUUUCUUUUGGCUUUUUUUUUAAAUUGAAAAUAAAGAAUUGGGGUGUUUUAAAUAAAAAUUCACCGCACUUUUUUGUGUUAAUCCCGUCAGCCAUCGAACGAGAUCGGCAUCCAUCAACGCAUCGGAGAACCACAGCUUUCAUAUUUUCUUUAUGUUAACUUGUAUAAGUAGCUAGGCAGCUGAGUGGAUUACCUGAUACGACUUGUGUUUUGAUCGUAACUAAACCACCACCACCCACCCACCCGCCACCCCCAGACCCGCCUCAACACCCCAAAUUGACAAAAGCACUCUUUGGAGCUUGUAACUACAUUGUUUUUUUUUAAGAGUUGAAAACUACUCUGACACUAACACUGGGGUAAACAGGAUCUGUAUCAAUGUCAUUUUUUUUUUUGUAACAUUAUGUAGCCGAAUAUACUUGGAUGGUGUUUGUUUUGUUUUUUUUGUGAAGUGUUGGUGGCGGAAGCGAAAGAAAUGGCCCUCUGGGAAGUCAUAUUCACACACAAAGCUGGUAUUGGAUGGAUAGCUGGACUGGCUCCUAUAACAGGUAAAAGAAGAUAGAGCAAAAAAAAAUAAUAAUAAUAAUAAAAAAAGAAAAUAAAUAAAGGAUUUAAAUUGGUUUAUUUAAGGGAUACUUUAGAUAUUUUGUGACUAGCAUCAGAAACAUUGAAUGCAUACCAAAAUUAUUAUUUUGUUUUUAAUGUUGUUCGAACUUAGUAACUCGUGGCAUUGCGAUGUGCAUUUAUUUAUUUAUUUUUAUUAAAAAAAAUUUUUUACUUUUUGAAAACAAAUGCAAGUCGCUCAUUGUGAAUUUCGAUCACACAUUGUGUUAUAUUCUUUUGGUAUAGCUAUUUCCCGGCUACCCUCAAAGCUAAUCUACUUUUAUUAUAAUAAAUUGCUGCAUCCCUUUGAACAAACAACGUUGUGGGGCAUAAUGCAAUUCUUUCUGAAAAGGCUUAUCCUCCCCUUUUUAACUGUUUCUCAAAUGCCUGAUUCCCCUUCUCGUCUUCUUACCCCCCCCCCCAACGUUAACCCUCCACGCCCCAGGUGUCGUGCUGUGUGUCGUGCUUCUCAUCAUGGUGCCCCUCUCCCUCCCCUUCAUCAGACGGAAAGGAUGCUUUGAGGUGAGUGACGUCAUCGCCUGUCACGUGAUAAUAUACUUAAUUAAAAUAGAUCGAAAACAUUAAUAAUAACACCUUUUUUUAAAAUCUAUACGUUCCCCGACUACGAUAUACGCUGCGGCUCUGUACAGUGUCUGGAAUCGAUUACGCAUUCCAUUUAAACGAUAAUAAAAAUAAUAAUAUAACAGUAAAAUAUAUAUACCCUCCCUUCUUUCCAGUCCUUACUGCAGGGGAGUUUAAAUUGGGGGAGGAGCAGGGGUGUAGAAUAAAAUAUCCGCUCAAGAUUCCAACUUAAAGAUCCAAAAUCAAUUUAAAAUAGACUGUGAUUAUUUUUUUUAUUUUUUUUUUUUGGAGGGGGGGAUGUGUUUAGGUGUAAUGUCGCGUAGCAUACAGACGUCAACAUUCUUAAUGUAAUGGGGCUUUUGUCGAUGCGUAAACAACAUGCUUAUCUGCCUAAGUUUAGGUCUCGGUUUAGGCCUUAGCUUAGACCUUGUUUAAGGCCUUUUUAGCCCUUAGUUUAUCUUUUUGUUUAGGCCUUGGUUUAGGGCUUACUUCAUGUUACCGUUUUACUUGUGCUGUUUAAGUAUUUAUAACCAUGAAAGAUCCCUUUCUAUAAACAGCUGGCUCUUAUAUUUAAUUAAGUUAUCAACAUAAAACAUAGUUAAGGAUAGAGGGCACAAGAGCCCCACAACGGUCUAUCUUUAGGCCUGUGUACUACUGCUGAUAUGCAUGUGUACUAAACGCGUUUCAUGUGCUGGCAGAUAUUCUACUGGAGUCACAAGUUGUACCUGAUCUUCUGGAUCCUGCUGAUCAUCCACGCCAAGAACUUCUGGAAGUGGUUUGUCGUGCCCGGCCUGGUGUUCAUCGUCGAGUCUAUCACACGGAUGCAGUGGGUCAGGCUGGCCUACAUGGGCCGGACGUACAUACAGAGUGCCUGCCUGCUCCCGUCUGAGGUGAGACAUGUGGGAAAGUAUCCUUAUUUGUAAGGCAGUGUGUGCAUCUCCCAUAGUUAGUCUAACAUAAUUAUUUCUAGUCUAGAAUACUCUGUCUGACGUAGCGUAUCUAACAUAGAGUGUAUAAAAUACUUUGUCCAGCAUAAUGUUUCUAACACACGUCUAGCUUAGUGAGUCGCACAUCUUCUUCAGUGUGCUGUAAGGUGCGCACCACUAAAGCUGUUGGUCCAUCGGAUUGUGUUUGAAUAGCAAAAACAAGCAGUGAUCAAUAGCAUGAUUGAUGUAUUUCACGAAUGACCAAAAUGCAGAAAUGACCAAUCGAACGAAUAAUCAAUUGGACCAAUGAUAAAUGCACCAAAGGCCCAUUUUCACGAUUGGUCAGGGCACGAGUGGCCAGCUUCUCGAAUAAUCACUUACACGGUUCACCAACUAUGCCGCUAACCAAUGAGCUUUAUAAUCCCUCUAGGUCACCCACCUCGUUAUAUCACGGCCAAACGGGUUUAACUUCAAGGCCGGCGACUACGUGUUCAUUCAGAUACCGGUCAUUGCUAAGUACGAGUGGCAUCCUUUCACCAUCAGCUCAGCUCCAGAACAAACAGGUUUUUAUCCAAACACCCGCCAAUCCAUCUGUCCAUCAAUCUGCUUGUCCUUAUCUAUCCGGCUGUCUAACCUCUAUUAUAUGCCUCGUCUUUUCGUCAAUCAUUCAUCAGCCUAUCUGUGUAACUAAGUAUAUAUCAACAUAUCUAUAUUCAUCUAUAUGUAUCUUUGCAACCAUCCUAUCGGUCAUAAUUUGAUCUACAUAGACUAGACCCUCUCGUCAUGUGUAGCAAUCUAUUAGCUUAGUUCAUCCUUCGCUCUGUCUUACCAUAUUUAUUCAUCUUUUCUACAUGUGUACACAAAAUGCACAUUGCCAGACAAAAAUGUACAUAUCAACUUUCCUUCCUUAAGAAAACAUGCUCAAAAACUCUACCACUGUUAAAACAAACAGCGUCACUGGUGUAUAAAAGGUAUCACUAGCAAACAAACUGCAUCACUAGCAAACAAACUGCAUCAGUGAUAUACAAUCAUCUGCAUUGCGUCAAUGUUUGCAGACUCCAUCUGGCUUCACAUACGGACAGCGGGCUACUGGACCAAGUCUCUACACGACUACUUCAUCAACUACGCGAGCGAGGAACCGGAAUCCGAGGAAGGAAGUGAGUGCCGUUAAAGUCCACACAUUAUUGGUACACACGUACUUGAAACACGGUCUUGUAAAUACACACUUUAGUGUGCAUCUACAGCGUUUACAUUUAAAGCUGUGGUUAUUUAUUUUGUACAAAAUGUUUGUGAAUCUAAAAGUUGUUUGUAUUUUUUUUUUUUGCCAAAUGUGGUCCACGGUUGAACAUCGUUGCGCCUGUUUGUAUUCAGUUACUCCUGCCCCCCCCCCCCCACACACACACUCGUGUCCUCUCCUACACAAGUUUCCCGGGGGGGGGGAGAGUGGCACAAGAUUCCCGGGGGGGGGGGGGGGGGGUGAUAGUGUGUACGGUCCUGUCACUUUUAUGAGUCACACACACUCGUGUCCUCUCCUACACAAGUUUCCCGGGGGGGGGGAGAGUGGCACAAGAUUCCCGGGGAUGGGAUGGGAGGUUGAUAGUGUGUACGGUCCUGUCACUUUUAUGAGGAGGCAAAGCCGAUCCACUGCGGGGUUCAAGGAAAGUGGGUCAAGCCAAGUGGUCAAGCUAAGUGGGUCAAGCCAAGUGGGUCAAGCCAAGUGGGUCAAGCCAAGUUGUCAAGCCGAGUGGGUCAAGGCAAGUGGGUCAAGCCAAGUGGGUCAAGCCAAGUGGUCAAGCCAAGUUGUCUCAUGUUAUUAGAUGGUAUACUAUCUUUGACGUUUCGUGUAUGGACCAUACCAUGUUGGCUUGUGGCUGGUCUGACAAAAAAAAAAAAAAUUCUGUCUUAAAAAUUGUGUUUCAACAUUUAAUAGACAGUGAAAAGAAAAAUUGUUUCAUCUUGUAUUCCAUGUACAUCUACAACAAAAUGUAACUUUAAACAAUCACAAGGUCCUGAACAAUUCGGUAAGUGGAGUUCUGUUACUGCUAUACCGUUGUCAAGGUUUUGCUCUCGACACAAAAUUUAGAUCUUGUUCAAAUGGUUAUACGUUUAUCAUUACGUUUGUAUGUCCGCAUAUUAUGUUUUUUAUUUAUAUUUUAUCUAUUUUAUUUCUUUGCUCUUUAAGUUAGUUUUUUUUCUCCUCUGACUCGGAGUCAGUUGACUCUAUUUUUUUUUGGUUGAGAGAGCCUGUGUCUCUUUUAUUCGACUCUUUAUUUUAGCUCUUAUUUUAUUUUUAACUUCUCAUCAUUUGUUUUUUCCUUGAAGAAGACUUUUGGCCGAAGCGCUAGUUGUUUUCUGGUAUCGUUUGUAAAGCAUUAACUUAGCUGAUGUUUCUUAUGUCAAUAUUUUAUAACAUUUUCACGGUCUUCAUUAUGUUAAGCUUCAUAUAUGCGUACAGUUUAUCCCUUGACUAUGAGCUAUCAAAAGAUUUUAGAAUUUUUUUUAAACUAAGGUCGUCAAAAAUGUAUUAUAAUUUUUUAUUUUUUUUUUAAAUACAUUUUAAUAUCGAAAUGAUUUUUUUUUUCAGUCUUAAUUGCUAGAAAUAGCCAGCCAAACAAUGGCGGCGGCAGAAGUACGCGAAUUUUCCCUUUCUUGACGAAAUGUGAAUUCAAGAAACGCCCUUUUUCAUACGUAACCCAAUUUAGUGCUAACUUCUGGGAAUUUUAUUUUACGCGCCUAUUGAAAGCAUCGUUACAGCCAUACAUGGCUCGACGAUUAUUAUGUGUGAUUGUUGUCAUUUUUAAAGUUAUCAACGGUAUUCUUAGCUAGGUUCUAUGUAUCUAUUCUAUGUGACAUGAGUAAAGUGCCCCGUAUUUUCUGAAUAUUCGGCUAUUUUUUUCCAAUCCUUUAUAUUAACUUCGCUUUUGGUCGUGUGUUACUUUCUUUCUGUCUGUUGACCCAUUUCCCGUUAAACUAUCGAGCUGAAACAUGGCACGUAGACUCGUUGUCAAUGACAAAGCAUUCUAUUACAAUUUCAGCCUACCCUCCCCCGAACCCCCCAAAAUCGGUUUUUCCUGUUUUUCAAGGGGACGAUGGAGGGAAAAUGAUUCCACCGAUUUCGCGAAAUAGAAAUAAAAUUUACGAUAACUGCGCUGAAUAAUAAUACAAAAUAAAAUAGUAAACGAUGCAUAUAAAGCAGGUCUGCACAACUCAAAAUGUAAGGCGGGCCGUAAUACAUUAUAAAAAUUUGUGCGGGCCGAAAGAAAAUAGGACAGGAGUUGAGCGGGCCAAAAGAGUAUAGUUCAGGGGGAAAGCUAUUAAGAAAAUAAUAAGAAUAAAGAGUUUUUCGCUACCUAGCCGGCCACAAAAGUGGGUGCUGGCGGGCCACAUGCGGCCCGCGGGCCGUAUGUUGGGCAGGCCUGAUAUAAGGGAUUUUAACGAAAAACUUUGUUUUGGGCGGUUGUUUACUUAUGUAUGAUCUUUUGCAUGUGUGACGUCAGAUGAAAACGUGGACGUACCGAGAAAGACCAGCCUGGUCCGUCGUGAGUCAUCGCUGGCCUGGCAGAAACAGAAGCCGCUCACAGCUCGGAUAAUAGAGUCGAGAAUCAGGCAGCGGGUCAUCACCAAGUGUGCGCGGGUACAGGUCAGUGCAUAUUGGUACCAUGUGGUGCAUCGUGGGGUCGCGCGGUGCAGGCAUGCGAAGGGCAUUUUGGUUGCAUCGUGGAGAAUCUAUGUGGAAUGUGAUCAUUUUAUAGUACCGUUGUUAGUUGUUAGUGCUUUGUGGUACAUUCUAGAACACUGUGAUAGUGUGUAAUAAUGUAUGCUGCCAUGUUGUGUUCAAUACAUCAUAUAUUGGUACUUGAAGAAGUAAUUGCCUGUAUUAUUUAGUUACUUCUCACACGACCAAAUUUAACAUAACAGUAUCUACGUAUUAACUAUUUUAAGCCUAACCCUAAUUCACUGUACUAAGCGACAAUUGGUGUUAAAAACAUCCUGGAGAAAACCCGCUGCCAAAAGAAACACAAAACACAUACACACACAUGAAAGGAUUUUCUAAAACUAAGGAAACGAUUGCAGCUAGGGGAAGUCCCAGAUAGGAAAACUAACUCCCGUUUUCUUUCUGAUGUCCGUUAAAGUGAAUCAUUUCAUCUAAUGCUAUGUAUUUUGUUUGUUUUGUGUGUGUGUGUGUGUGGUUUUUUUUAUGCAUUCUUUUUACAAAAACUAACUUUGGCUUCAUAAAUCAUGAGAAUAGAAAAUAAGUCAUACAAAUUUUAAUUUUCCUUUCGAUUAUAUUAGAGUUUUUUUUUCUUUUUUAUAAACCAAAUAAGAUCUGAACUAAAAUGUAAGGCAUUCAUCGUACACCUGUGUAGAAUGGGCAAUGCUACUCUUCAUUUGUUACAUUCGCUUAUUUCUCUUUUUAAAAAAAAAAUAUAAAAAAAUAAAUAACAUUAAUUUUUUCUUAAAGAUAUUUGUAAAUGUUGGCUAGUAAACAAAUCGGGCGCCAUCUUUACCCCACUCCUUGCCUUUAACUCAGUGUCACAUAGACGGGCCCUACGGUACCCCGAGUCGCCACAUCUUCCAGGCCGAGCACGCUGUGCUGAUUGGCUCCGGCAUCGGGAUCACGCCCUUCGCGUCCAUCCUGCAGUCCAUCGUGUCCAGGGUCAAGGCCGCCCUGGUCAAAUGUCCCAAGUGUGACUACACGUGGUGCAAUCAGCUUCCUGCUUCCGUCAUGAAGUUAAAGAAAGUAAGUCAUCUGUACACAAGGCGAGUUUUGGUGGGGGGAGGGGGGGGGCUAAGGGUGGGGGUGGGGGCCAGCGUUUCCGUUCUGCUAGAGAUGUUAGUGGUGUUGAUGUAUUUAUUAAUUAUUUUUUUUGGUGUUGACGUUAAAAUUGCUGGUCACCGUAAUGAUGGUGGGGGUGGUAUUGAUGCUGUUGGUGGUGGUGCAGGUGACUGUGUCGUGGGUUUUGUUGUUUCUGGUGGUGAUGGAGUUGGCGUUCGAUAGGGAUUAUCCCUGGGGAAAGUCGGAGGAUCGUCCCAUGGGGGGGGGGGGGGUACCCCAUAGGGUCAUAUAAUUAUUUAGGCACACGGUGUUGUAAGAUGUACGUAACCUGAUGUGGCCGCUCGAGAAAUUUACACUAUCGGAACCAAGUGCUUAAAGCUGUUGUCUCAAGCAAAGUAUUGUUAAAUGUUAACUAGAAAAAAAUAAUCUUUUCAAGAAAACGGCACUUGACCGUCGAGACUUGACCGUCGAAACUUUCCCGUCGAGACAAAGAGAUGUUUAAUGUAGCCCCAAUAAAAUCACGCCAUUGGGGGGGUGGUGGUGGAGGGGGCACUAAAUGAACAGGACAUGCUCCCUAGAAGGACUACACAGAACAAGGCAUGUGUAUGCUCGAACUAGAAAGACGGGACAAUAAAGUUGAACGUUUCGGCUAAGAUCUUUCCUCAGUAGACAGGAGAGAUGAAGAAACAAAAAGAAACAGAAAUUAGUUUGUUGUUUUUUGUUUAAUGUAAGUGUUCGCCAUUAAUGUUAUUGCCGGAAGUUUUUUUUUUUUUUUUUUUUUUUUCAAAAAACCAAGAUUACACACACCCUUGUCCUGCUGUGUGCUAUUCACAAAGCUUGGACGCAGUCCUUCUUUUAUUAUCCUUAAUAUUCCUUAGAGCAGUCAAUAUCGUCACCAAAAAGAGAAAAGAACAAAAUUAACAAGGAACUUAAUUUGUGUUUCACCAGGUCGACUUUAUAUGGAUCAACCGGGAUCAGCGCCAUUUUGAGUGGUUUGUGUCCUUGCUGUCUCGGCUGGAGAAAGAGCAAGAGGUCGAAGGAGGCAUUGGUGAGACAAUCUUCUUAGUAUAGUGUGGUGCCGUUAGAUGUGUGUGUGUGUGUGAGUCUUAUGGCUCAUAAGCUGGGGCGUCCAGUGUUGAUUGUUUUCCCAAUUUGUCAGUUAGUUCCCUGGUCGGUAUCAAAUUUAUUCUUAUUUUUAAAUUACACAUUACUAUUUUAUAACAUAAUCCGUACCGUAUAAUGAAACAAACAAAAAUGGGAAUACAUUUUUUCCGGAUUUCUUUUCUCGUGUCUUUUUUUUUCCUUUCUAGGUCAUAUAUUGGAUAUGCAUAUGUACAUGACGUCAGCUGUACCCAAGACAGACAUGAAAGGCCUUGGCCUCCAGUUGGCCCUUGACCUUGUGCACGAAAACGAAAGGACGGAUCUAAUAACAGGGCUGCAGACACGCACACAGGCUGGUCGCCCGGACUUCGAUGUGGUGAGUGGAGUGAUAGCCGGACAAUUGUCGCGUGAGGUUGCCAGCCAGACUAUGAUCCCAAAAUGGUGCUAGUGAGAAAUUAAUCCCGAGAGGUCAUACAAUAAUUCCAAGUAGUUUAAAUAAUAUCGUCAUUGUGUUUGCACAUUUUCGUAAACUUAUUUAAAUGCAUUUAUUGAUAAAUUAUCUUAGUAAGUUAGGUAACCGUUGAAGUCAGGUGCCGAUGUUAAAAAAUUUCACUGUUAUUUAAUCCUUUAAGAUUGUUGCUUUUUUUCAAUUAUUUCAAUCGGACUCGUUGCCCUUGUCAUAUUUUUUAUAACAUAAUAACAAGGACACAUUUUCGCGGUGUUUCCUUGCCUCCAUACAAAUGACGUCAUUAACUAUAAAUACAAAAUUUAAUUAAAGGGGACAGGCGGAUAAAGGAAUAGCGAUAUAGAGUGAGAAGGAGAGAGAAAGAAUAACGGUGAGAAUGGGAGAAGGAAAGGCGCACGGGAGGUUAAUCAUUAAGAGGUCAGCUAACAACAUUAAGUUAACAAUUAAUGUAUGCUUGUUACAGCUAAAAAUAACCCCCCACAUACUCUCUCACCCACAGUUGUUCCGCAAGAUCAGCAACAGCGCCAAAGGGCGGGUAACUGUGUUCUUCUGCGGCUCGCCAAUGCUGGGGAAGAGAUUAAAGCAAAUCAGCCACAAGUUUGGUUUCGCCUUUCGUCAUGAAUAUUUCUAA